UACAUGUAGAUUCUUUUGAAAGGCCUAAAACUAUAAUGAAGAAAUGGUUUCCAAAUCAUGGAAUAAUCUAUUGUCGAACAGGCUUUAGUAAAAGCUCGGCAAUAAUAUUUCCAAACGGGUUGAUUCUUACAUCAGGAUUGGUUCUAUUGCAAGCAACGAACUCCACAGAUGCAUUAUGUAAAAUACCCGAUGAAGCACUAAUUCAGCUUGAAGAUCAUCCUGAACUGUAUCAGUUACGCGACCUGGAUUUUGGAGUGAUAACUGAAAAUUCCAAAAAUGAAUUGACUGAGUUUAAAGCACAAGUCGCCUUUAUAGUUUAUUCAAAAUCUAUUGAAGCGACCAUUAGGAAUUUCUCCAGCUUGAAAUUCUUAGUUGACGGUAGAUACAAAAAUGUUGCCGAGUAUAGCAAAUAUUUUUCUACAUUCCUGUUGCUACAAAAAUCUGGGACAAAAAUAUCUGCUGUACAGAUGAAGCAUUCAUUUUGGUAUCUAAUGAAUAGCACAAGUUGUCAGUUAAAUUUGCUGGAAGAAAUAACAUGUAUUACUACUCCGUUCGGAAACGAACAUUUUAUAAACACCGUCAGUUAUGGACAUGUGGCCAAUAUCUUUGGAAGUAACAAUUGUUUGGCUUUAUUGAAUGUUCAAACGGCUUUUGGUUGUGAAGGAGGAGGUGUUUAUGACAGAAAACUAAACCUACGCAGUAUUCUGUUAGGGUCUUGUUUUAACAAUCAAAACGAUAACGUGAAUUUUCCUCUAGCAGCAAACAUUACAGAAAUUUUCUUAGCACUUUUUAACAGAAACUUGCAACAUAAUCCAGAAGAAUAUGAUGCUGCAAAGAUCAUUGAGUCUGUGUGCAUGAUUGAUUCAGUGAAUUGUUGGGGAACUGGCUGUAUAUUCCGCAUGGAAAAUUACCCACUAGUCAUUACUUGCUCGCAUGUCGUAAAAAGCGAUAACAUCAACUGUUUCGUUAAAGGUUGUGAACUUCAGCUCAACUUACUGUACAAAAAUCCAGUAUAUGACAGCGCUUAUGAUAUUGCAAUAUUAUCAGUAGCUGAUAGUUCUGAUUUGCAAAAAAUACAACCUUGCCGUUUGGCAAAAUACCUCCCGAAAGUAGGACAAAAGGUUUAUUCAGUAGGGUUUCCAUUAUUCAAAACCGUCGAUUCUAAUGAAAGAUUUAAGCCAAGUAUAUUUUGCGGACGAAUUACCAACUACACAAAAGGAGUUCUUAUCACUGAUUGCCCCGUGCAAGCUGGCCAAAGUGGCGGACCUAUUUAUGAUACCAAAGGACAUUUAUUAGCAGUGAUGGUUUCAAAUUUCAAAAGUUCCAUCGAUAAUAAAGUGUACCCGCAUCACAAUAUGUGCGUCCCGAUUUGUGACAUCAUUCCCGCUAUACAGAAAUAUGUUAAAACUAAAGAUAUUACGGCGUUAAAAGGACUUGAGGCCAAUCGAACCAUAAUUGAUAAAUGGAAAUUACAAAACUUAAAAAUUCGGAACAAACUGUAGACUAUGAGUAAAACUCAGUAUCAGGUAUUAGCACAGGAGAUUAGUUUUUAAUAACUGAAGAAAAAAUGUGACUGUUGUCGCAUUAUCGAACAGCACGUUCCUCACAAUCGUGUGGAAAAUUUGUGCGUUUUAAGACCUGAGAUUCAAGACUACGUGAUAUUGUGGUUAUAAGGGUGCGGGUGGGUUUUGAGGUAUAACGGAAAUUAAACUUAUAGAUACAAAAAAUAUAUUAGGAAAUCGUUUUAGAGAGAUUUUCCGGA
Messenger RNA from Sabethes cyaneus, 1762 nucleotides. Its product is annotated as peroxisomal leader peptide-processing protease. The record is from RefSeq and is a predicted model, not a curated record. Gene Ontology annotation, cellular component: peroxisome. Bases 36 to 1502 code for a protein of 488 amino acids. Lineage: Eukaryota; Metazoa; Arthropoda; Insecta; Diptera; Culicidae. The transcript is spliced from 5 exons. Gene Ontology annotation, biological process: regulation of fatty acid beta-oxidation; protein processing. Gene Ontology annotation, molecular function: serine-type endopeptidase activity.